This is a messenger RNA of Oncorhynchus nerka (sockeye salmon), 1322 nucleotides long. It is a transcript of the gene nalf1b, whose product is annotated as NALCN channel auxiliary factor 1. The record is from RefSeq and is a predicted model, not a curated record. Gene Ontology annotation, biological process: calcium ion import across plasma membrane. Gene Ontology annotation, molecular function: stretch-activated, monoatomic cation-selective, calcium channel activity. The coding region runs from base 63 to 1289 and encodes 408 amino acids. The transcript is spliced from 3 exons. NCBI's taxonomy places the organism in Eukaryota, Metazoa, Chordata, Actinopteri, Salmoniformes, Salmonidae. Gene Ontology annotation, cellular component: plasma membrane.
UGAGUAUAGUGGCAGAGGAGCCCCCGCGGUGGAGUCGGCCAGAGCUGCGCUUUUCCUAAAAUAUGACCAGGGGUGCUUGGAUGUGUCCGCAGCAAGAUGACGGCUUAAAAAUCUGGUUUGCACCCCGAGAGAACGAGAAGCCAUUUACCGAGUCGGAGCGGGCCCAGAGAUGGCGCCUGUCGCUGGCCUCUCUUCUCUUCAUCACGGUCCUGCUCUCUGAUCACUUGUGGUUCUGCGCCGAGGCCAAACUGACACGAACCCGAGACAAGUGGCAGGAUAAGCAGCUCGCCUUUACAGUCAUGGCCGAGUACCUAAACUCGACUCACCACCACCACAUUCCCUCCUCUGACUCCCGUUCCCCCCACAGCCGCAUAAUCAGAGAGCUAGAUGUUAUUUUUAUAGGGAAUUCUACCAAACCUCUAUGGCAACUGGACAUAUGUCACCCGGACAGCCUGUCUAAAGACUGCUUCACUUUCACGGACGCAGAGCCGGUGUGCCUUGGCCUCUCCGGGGGCGGGGAGGAGGGUAUGCAUUCGGCGGUCGUGAAUCUGAGCGAUUUGUAUCUUUCUUUUUGUAAUUCCUACUCCCUUUUGGAUUUGUUUAGCGGGUUUACGAGUCCGGACAAUAUAAACUGCAGCCUGGAUGUGGCUGAGGGAGACACGCUGGGAUGCAGCAAGUGUGUUCGCGCUUACCAGCGCUUUGACCGGCAAGCUCAGGAGGACUACCAGGAGUUUGAGCUGCUGGUUGAGAAAUAUGAGACGGAUGAAUACUCGGUCAGGACAUGUAUGGAAGAAUGCAAGAUGGUAUAUAAGCCCUGGCUGUGCUCGCAGUACUUCCAGACCACCCAGAUCCACUGCAGUAAGAGGAUCCCGUGUGGCCAGUACUGUCUGGAGGUACAGCAGAGGUGUCCCUUUAUCCUGCCUGACAACGACGAUCUCAUCUAUGGAGGAAGUCCCAGUUUUAUAUGCACAGGGCUGUUGGAGGAGUACCCUGGGGGUGUAGAGGCAGAGUGCUGUGAUGUCCGGUGGGACUUCCAGAUGGAAGCAGACAACAACCGUUCUCGGGGGACCCUCAAAAGAACUCACCCAUCCUGUCACCACCGAACCUCUCUCAGUUCCUCGGCCGCGUGCAGACUGUGCAACAGCCGGCUCAAACUCUGCCUGCUCGUCCUUGUCCUCCUGCACACUGUUGCCUCCCUCACCGCAUCCCACAAUGCAACGGGAGUGGGCUUGGGUCUUCCUGCCUCCCUCGCCCCUCUGGAGGAGAGUUCCCCCACCAACGAGGAGUGAUGGGAUGGCUGAGGACUUACGUUGUCAUGGCAA